AAACUUAUUUUGAUAUUAAAAUGGAAUCUAAAAUAUAUCAUUCAAAUAUUCAAGGUGUUCAUUCAGCAAAAGCUAUUAUCAACUAUAUUUUGAAAAAUGGUGAUUAUAUUUCAAAAUAUAAAAUCAAUAAUUUAUUAAUUGCUCAAAAAGUGAUUGAAAAAGAUAUUGGAGAAGGUGGUGUUUUGAAUGAUGAUGAUCUACCAAUUGAAGAUAUUGUUUUACAGUUGUCAAAUGAAAAAUUGUCAAAACAAAAAAGAGAUGAAAUAUUUUUUAACUCAGAAUUAA
Dentiscutata heterogama is the source of this 285-nucleotide messenger RNA. Lineage: Eukaryota; Fungi; Glomeromycota; Glomeromycetes; Diversisporales; Gigasporaceae. The record is from the annotation of a GenBank genome assembly.